CUUCCUCCGAGCAGCGGCGCCAUUUUGAGGAGGAGAAGCUGCGCUGAGUUCAGGAUCUGCGUCUCUACCAGACAGUAAAGCUGAGGAAGGAGAAGCUGCAGGAGGAGCUGAGUGUGAAGGAGAGCUGGAGGAGUCCUGCUGAGGAAGGAGGAGAAGCUGCAGGAGGAGCUGAGUGUGAAGGAGAGUUGGAGGAGACCUGCUGAGGAAGGAGGAGAAGCUGCAGGAGGAGCUGAGUGUGAAGGAGAGCUGGAGGAGACCUGCUGAGGAAGGAGGAGAAGCUGCAGGAGGAGCUGAGUGUGAAGGAGAGCUGGAGGAGUCCUGCUGAGGAAGGAGGAGAAGCUGCAGGAGGAGCUGAGUGUGAAGGAGAGCUGGAGGAGACCUGCUGAGGAAGGAGGAGAAGCUGCAGGAGGAGCUGAGUGUGAAGGAGAGCUGGAGGAGACCUGCUGAGGCAGAGCUUCACCGGAGAGAGCAAGAUGAAGACUGUGUGGGUGCUGACUCUGGUCCUCCACUGCGCUCUUUCAGAGAACUCUGAGGUUGUGGAUCCAGGUUCUCCUGUUGUCGCUGUAGCUGGUUCUGAUGUUGUUCUGCCGUGUUCUGUUCGACGCUCAGCUGGUCAGUCCAGUCUGAGUGCUGUGGAUAUGAACAUUAAUUGGACCAGACCAGACCUGGGAGACGCUCUAGUGCAUCUCUAUGCUAAUCAUAGAGACGUGAACACCAGGCAGAUUCCUCAGUACAGAGGGAGAACAGCUGUGUUUACAGAGGAGCUCCAGAACGGGAACGUCUCACUGAGACUAACUGACAUUAAACUUCUUGAUGAAGGAGAUUAUAAAUGUCGUGUUGACUCUAAAUUCUGGAAGGAUGAGGUCACUAUUAAUCUUAGAGUUGAAGUGAUUGGAGAACGUCCAGUGAUCUCUGUGGAGAAAUAUGAUAGUAACUCUGAACAGUUCAGUUUACUGUGUGAGUCUAAAGGCUGGCGGCCUCAGCCGGAUCUUCAGCUGCUGAACAGUAAAGGAGAAAAUCAGACUGCAGGAGAUCCAGAGAUACAGAGACGCGCUGAUCUGUUCAACGUGAAACGGCGCUUCACUGUACACAAGAACCACAUCGACACGUUCUACUGCAGAGCCACACUGGGAGAACACAAGGAGGAGAAGGAGAUCAAACCUAUCGUCUUCUAUGAUCUCCUGCCCAUGCCAACUGGUGCCAAAGUGGCUAUAGGGUUUGCAGUUGCAGUGAUUAUAGUCCUCAUCCUGGCUGGCAUCGUUUAUUUCAAAUAUAAAGAAAGGAAAGAAAAGGAGGAACUGAAAAGAGUGAUGCGUGCUUUGGGGACGCCUGAAGAGGAGCAGCCUGAUGACUCCUCAGUGAUGACUACUUUGCUGAAUCAUCUAAGAAACGUCCCACUACUGAUAUUAAGGAAAAGGCUGCGGCGACUGCUGAAAUCUCGCUCUGGAGUUGUACUGUGUGGUAAAGGUCUCACAGAGAAAAGCUUUGCUGUCCUGGCCUCAGCUCUCAGCUCACAGAACUCAAAACUAACAGAACUGGACCUGAGUCAGAAUACACUGCGUAAUUCAGAAGUGAAGAAGCUCUGUGAGGGACUGAGGAGUCCAAACUGUAAACUGCAGAAACUGAGCUUGAUUGAUUGUAGUUUCACAAAGGAAACCUGUGCAGAUCUGGCCUCAAUUCUCAGGUUAAAGAACUCAACCCUGAGAGAACUGGACCUGAGUAAAAAUGACCUGUGGAAUUCGGGAGUGAAGGAGCUCAGUGAGGGACUGAAAAGUCCAGACUGUAAACUGGAAAGACUCGGCCUGUCAGAGUGUCGUCUCACAGAGGAAAGCUGUGCUGAUUUGGCUUCAGUUCUCAUGGUAAAGAACUCACCACUGAGAAAACUGGACCUGAGUGAAAAUAAACUGCAGGAUUCAGGAGUGAAGAAGCUCUGUGACGGACUGAGGAGUGAAAACUGUAAACUGGAGACUCUGAACCUGUCAGACUGUCGACUCACAGAGGAAAGCUGUGCUGAUUUGGCUUCAGCUCUCAUGGUAAAGAACUCACCACUGAGAAAACUGGACCUGAGUUAUAAUACACUGCGGGAUUCAGGAGUGAAGGAGCUCUGUGACGGACUGAGGAGUGAAAACUGUAAACUGGAGACUCUGAAACUGAGUAGCUGCAGUAUUACAGAUGAAGGCUGUGCUGAACUGGUUACAGCGCUGAGAUCAAACCCCUCAUACCUGACAGAGCUGGAUCUGGACAUGAAUCCACUAGGAGCUUCAGGAGUGGAGCAGCUCAUUGAACUAAAGGACAAUCCAGGCUAUAAACUGAAGAAACUACGGUUCUCCUUGACAUUUGAGAGCGCGUGUAGUAAGCAGGACCUGAUAUGGACCUUCCUGCUGUGGCCCUAA
Messenger RNA from Pygocentrus nattereri (red-bellied piranha), 2393 nucleotides. RefSeq names its product butyrophilin-like protein 3. The transcript is spliced from 14 exons. NCBI's taxonomy places the organism in Eukaryota, Metazoa, Chordata, Actinopteri, Characiformes, Serrasalmidae. Bases 474 to 2393 code for a protein of 639 amino acids. Gene Ontology annotation, molecular function: protein binding. The record is from RefSeq and is a predicted model, not a curated record.